This is a messenger RNA of Vanderwaltozyma polyspora DSM 70294, 8304 nucleotides long. It is a transcript of the gene TEL1, whose product is annotated as DNA-binding protein kinase TEL1. The coding region runs from base 1 to 8304 and encodes 2767 amino acids. Gene Ontology annotation, molecular function: protein binding; protein serine/threonine kinase activity. NCBI's taxonomy places the organism in Eukaryota, Fungi, Ascomycota, Saccharomycetes, Saccharomycetales, Saccharomycetaceae. The transcript has a single exon. The record is from RefSeq and is a predicted model, not a curated record. Gene Ontology annotation, biological process: DNA repair.
AUGAACUCAUCUAUAUUGCAUAGUAUUAAUAAUGGAUUGUGUUCAACUAAAAUUAAAGAUCAUAACAAUGCUAUUGAUGAAUUAAUUUCUAUAUUAAAACAGAAUCCUGGAAUUGUAGAGGGAAAGAUUUUAACUGAGAUUAACGUUUCCCUAGUUCAGCUGUUGGCGGCUGAACAUCAUGGUCAUUGUACUCUAUUGGAAUCCCAAACUGAAACUAGUCAAAGUAAGUUAACUACAAGUGAAAAUAGAUUAUCCUCCGUUUCAUAUGCAUUAAGAUUGCUUAUAGAGAAGACAUCUUCUAAACUUAAGCUAAAAUCUUUGAGGCUGUUGUUAUUCACUUUGCCUAAAUUAAUGUUACAAAAAGGUACAAAAUCUCUAUUAGAUGCAGUAUCUGUGCAUUUAUCAUAUGGAUUAUUAGCACUUGUAAGAAGUGAGCCAUUUCAAUUGAAGUUUAUGCAAGAUGAGUGGGUAGAAGUGGUGAAUAUACUCUGUUCGUAUAUUGAUGAAAGGGUCAAGAAAUCUAAUAUUAAUGACAGAAACGUAACAAAUUUUUUAUUAGUAUUAGAUACAUUGGUAUCCAUGGACACCACUGGUCUUGAACAUGUAUCUGUUGAUUUAAAUAAAACAAUUAUUAAUUAUUUGGAAAAAUGUUCAGAAGAAAAUGCAAUUACUAUUAUUUUAAUUAAGCUAAUAAAUCAAUUGGUAGUAAGGACACACUGUAUGAAUAUAAAUGCCACAUUAACUCUCAUAUCAGAAACAUGGAGAUAUUAUAUUAGAAUCGGCUCGCUUAAUAAUGAAGAUACACAAUUAGAGUUUAACUUUUUUGAUUUCAUGUCAUCCAACUUGGUACACAAUGAACUGCCAGUAAUGAUAGGAAAUGACGAGAAUCAAAAGAAUGUUAUCUAUGGAAUAUUAAAGGAAUAUAUCAUAUUGCGUUCUGUAAGAUAUAAAGCCAAUUCACUUCUAUUGUCACAAAUAGAUUUGUCCGAAAACGUUGUCUUGAAUCCCUCAUUAUUUGCAAUAGGAAACAUAAGAUUAAAAAGAAAUGGAGAUAUUGUGCCAUGGGUAGAACUUUUAAGUCUGACAAAAGUUUUAAUUACCUUCUUUAAACUGAAAUUAUUAGAAGAAGAUAAUGGACUGUUAUUUAAGAAAAGAAAACUGGAACCCAGUAUAACAUCAUAUUUACUAAAUUCCACAAACAUAGAAUCCUUUAUAUUACAACUCAUUGCAUCUGAGAGCAACGAUAUACAACUCAUUGGUCUUCAAAUAUCUGUCUUUUUCCUUUCUGUUGAAGAUUCAGAAAAGGGUUUCUUAAAUGAAAUGACAGCAAAAGUUAUAAAGAAAUUUGAAAAUAAUGAACUGAUCGGUUGGGCAAGCUUGGUAUUGACGUGUAUUUUAUCACAAUAUCACCACACUCUAACCGAUCUGGAUGUGACAAAAAUUUUAAAAGUUUCCAUUCCAUUAAUAAAAAUUGAUGAGUUUUGUUCCAUUGCAUGUCUGCUAGUCGCUUUUUGUAUAAAAUACUCAGCCUUUUCUGUCACUGAUCAAAGUGUGUCAGCCCAAAUCCAAGAUGUGUACGAACUAUCAGACAUCAAUGGACCAGUUCAGAUAAACAAUAUAACAUUUAUUUUUUGGACAUACUUUGAACAAUAUGGUAAAAGACUUCAAACUUAUGGAUACUCAUUGAAGCGGGUUCUUGAAUGGUUAAAUUCGAAGUGGGAGCAGUUAAAUGAGCUACAUGAGGAAAACUCUAAAAUAUCUGACUUUGUCGGAUGGAUAUGUGGACAAAAUUCCAGCCGUUCAAUAAAUUUCUUUUCAGACAGUGCCAUGACAACCCUAAAGGUGGCACACUGGAAUAGGUUAACUUACAUCUGGGAUACAUUGUCAAUUCAAAGACGUCAUCUCAUAGCCUUGAAGGAUGUACCUAGGAAAAAAAAAUUACCCCUGCAGAUGCCUCAUCCUAAUCAAUUUUCGGUUAAUAAAACUAAUGUGGUAAAUGAUUUUUUAAAUCGUUUCAUUGAUCAGGUAGAAUCAAAUAAAAAUACAGACCUUGAUAGGUAUCAAUGGAUUUUUCAAUGUACUCUUUAUAUUUCAUGUUUCAUAAAUGAGGUAAUAUUUGCAGAUCUCGUCCCAGUCCUUACAUCAACCAUAAUUUCGGUACUCCCGAGUCUAAAACUUACGAGUGAUAGUCACUACUGUAUUAUAUUUAAAGGGAUACUAACAUCAAAUUGUUUGUCCCAUGAAUAUCAACUGUUACCAAGUUCCGAAGUUAUAAAACUUUUAGAUGACUACAAGAUGCAUUUAAAGCGGAAUAAGAAAACCAAUUCCAACGUUAUUUAUGAAUUGCAAUAUAUGUACAUUGAAAAUGAAAUAAAUGAUGACAUAUUAUCAAAUGAACAUGUUUUAAAGCGCUAUGACAGUGAUACCCUUAUAUUAUCUUUUCAGGUACUUUUACGUUGUGCUGAUAUUUCAAAUAAUGGAACCCGACGGGAAUUCUUAUUAUAUUUGAUAGAAUAUUUGGCAGAAUUGUCAAAUAAUGAGUUAAUUAACGUUCUCAACUCUAUAUUAUUAUCACUUUCAAAAUAUCUAGUUGAAAAUAUGGAUAUCCUAGAAAAAUUAAUAGAUAUAAUAGCCAAUAAUUUGCUGAAUGACAAAUAUGGAAAUACUUCAUCUUCAGUUUAUUUGCUGUGUGAAUUUUUAGAUUCAUGCCGCCAGAUAUGGUUAAGUAAAAGGAACACCAAAGUGACAGAAGAUUGUAAUGAUUUUUUUGAUUUCUUAUUCCAAACAUUCGACAGUAAUACAUUUAGUGGGACUUUCUCUAUUAUAAAAUAUUCAAAUUUUUUAUUAAAUUUACUACUCUAUGGGAAUUAUACGGCAGGUGAAGUAUUACACGGUCGUAGAAAACAAAUCUUUAAAACAAUGAUGGAUUGUCUAAAGCGUGUUAAUGACGCCCUUGUAACUAAAAUGGUCCCAAACUUAUCAAGAUAUAUAUCUGGAAUAAGACCUGAAAACCAGGCGAUUGCUCUUAUUGAAUUAUUAGAGUUAUAUGAACAGCCCCAACAAAGUUUAGAAAAGUCUGCGUUUUUUUCAUUGUCUAUCGAACUUUUAUCGAUGUAUUCAUUUUCCAAUUUAUUAUUUGGCAUUCAGAGAAUGCAGGUAUGUGCUACAUACCCCCACACAAGAAAAUAUAUUAAAUUUGCCUUAAUAAAUAUCUCACAAAGGUAUAACUUAUCUGAUUUGAAUUCAUUAUUUGCGAUGUGUAAAUUCGAAAUAUUGAAUUUAUGGAUUUCCAAAAUGCCUUCAGCAUCAAAUUUUUCGGAUUUUGAUAUUGAAUUAUUUGAUUUCGAUGACAUUAAACAUUUCCUGAACUUAUACCAAACAGAAAUCGGUGCAAUUAUUUACUCUGAUUCAAAGGAUUAUCAAAAAUUAAAAGAAAAUUUGAUUUUGGUGACAAAUACCAGUGAGCGUUCAUUAAUGACAAAAUGUAUUAAUUGCGCUAUUGCUUUGUCUUAUGUUGAAGGAAAUAUUCAAGGGCAAAUCCAUAAAUUAGUUUAUGAUAUUUUACCACAAUCAUUCAGCAAGACAUUGAAAUCUCAGUACUUCAUUAGGUUAAGAUGGUUUCUCAAUUUUGUUGAUUUGGGUGUUCCAAAGCAAGUAUCAAUGAUUCUGUACAAUGAAUUUCCAAAGAGUUUCUUACUAAGUCACUUAUUUGAAAACGGAUCUAGUAUGCAAUACAAGAUGGCAAUUUCAAUUCCCCUAAUAAAUUUCAAACAAAUACUAAAUGAUGAAUGCUUUUAUAAAGUACAAGAUGUGGGAGAAUUGAAAAUAGUUAUAUUUUGGAUAUUAUCUGAUUUGGAAAAAUCUAUAUCUGAACAGCAUUCGAUAAACUGUAUUAGGGAGCUGAAGUUGCUUCUAGUGAUGUUUGAAAAUAUUGUAUUACAGUCUAGUGCGUCAAUUACAAUAAUUGAAAGACUGUCAAUAUACAUUUCACAAAGUCAUUUGCAUGAGGAAUCAAUUUCCGUGAUUACUGAGUUAUUAAGGAAUGCAUACGCAAUGAAAUAUGACAUUACAUCGAUACUGGUCACAGUAUUUUCACAAGUCCUGACAUAUCUCAAUGAUGGAAAAAAUGAAGCAUCUUAUUUAGUAAAAGAACUAUUGCAAGAAAUGGAAGGUUGGGAUAUAGAGUACUCAACGAUUUGGGAAUAUUGUAGGUUUGUAAUUUAUGGAAACAAAAAAGAAAUUCAGAUUGUACAAUCGAUUGAUAUUUUAGAAAUAUCUCAAUGUGGCAAAUCUGGCCUUACUUUGUUAUCUAUCCUAUUUUCAUAUUCUAAAUUAAAUCCAAUUCAAUUUUCUCCUUUAAAAGAUAAUGUUGCUAACAUAAUUAAGGCAGAUAUACCAAAACACCUUCUCACGAAGCAGUUUCAGUUAUGGGUAGUUAAUUGCCUUACCGAAUAUUAUUUAAGAAAUCAAAGGUGGGAUGAUAUAAUUGAAAAAGAGAAAUAUGAGGACUAUAAACAAAUAUUCGCACAAUUAGGAUCAUUAGAUCAUUUUUAUUCUCUAUUUUUUAGUUACAAAAAUAUUGAAAAUUCUAAUAUGGGCAAUCAUUCCUUUCUUAUAUCAGAAUGUAUCCAAAACGUUCUUAUCUAUGAAUAUGAGAAUUCAGAAAACAGGUUCUGGACUAUUAAUAACGAGCUGUAUUCAAAGUUCAAAGUCUCUAAGUUUUCGAUCAAUAUUGAUUCAUACUCUGUGAUUAUUGGAGGAAAAGAUAAAAUUAUUAGUCUAGAACAUUUUAUCUCAAACAAUUUCUUUUUAGAAGUCAUAAAAUAUGAAGAAUGGAUUUCGAAUUUUACUUCUUCACUAUUAUAUCAUAUUGCAAGUUAUGUGCCACAUAUGGUCAUAUUCAAGGAAUUGUGUUGCAAUGAAAUAAAAUUCUCUGAAACUGUCAUUUCAACCCUUAUAUAUAUAGCGGUAUAUGUUGACGCUAGAAGUGGUGUUAAAUGGGUUUCAAGCCUUCUUUCAAGUCUUGAUAGGAUUCUUUUAACAAUUGACUCCAAAAAGAAGUUGAAUAUAAUGUUUAACAUCUUUAGAAUGGUAAGAACUGGAAAUAGAACUGGCGAGCAAUAUUGUUUUUCUAUUUAUGAAAAUAUUGAUAUCCCUCUUAUCUAUAUGACUGCCAUACGAUCUGGUUUUACCUCUUUGGGUUACAUGUUACUUGAGGAACACUGUAUGUUUCCCGAUAGAGAUCUUGACGUCAAAAAUUUAAAGACGGUAUAUGAAACUUUAAAUGACAUUGAUCUUAUGGCUGGUUUGCCAAUUCCUCAUACUCUAGCGGGAGCAAUUCAAAAUAUUAAUAAAACAUGUCCAUCUGCCUGGAAAAGAUUUUUGUUCAAUAAUGCCCUCUAUGAUUCUACAGUUCAUCACAAUACUCAAGAAAACAUCUAUCCGCUAAUAAAAUCUACUGAAGAUAAUGGAUUUUUUAGCAUGACAGCAUCUUUAAGUAAGAACUUAGAGUUCGAAAAUUUGGAAAAUUCAUAUAAUUGGGCUCUAGAGCUUGGAAAUUGGGAACUGCCAGAACCAAGUCAUAUAUCAGAUAAGAUUUCUGGUUUCUAUUAUUCUUUAAAACGGUUGAAUUAUGAAUCAGGUAAUCCUGUAGGAAAUCUAGAUAAUUCUUUAAUUAAACUUGUGGAUGUGAAAUCGAAUUUUAUUAAUAAAUCUGAAUGGAUGGAUACAAUAGUUGAAUUAUCAUUAUUGAAAAAAAUUUUAUUAGAUACUUCUGCCGGAAGUUGUAUGUCAACCUUAAAAUUUUAUUCGAAUUUAGAUCGAAAUCAAAUUCAUUACCUGAACCAUGAAAAUUAUGAUAGCAAUUUGAAGGUUAGAUAUCUAGUUUCAUCUAUUCUUACCAAGAUCAGCUACAGGAAUAACAAUUCCUCAAUAUGUAAGCAGUUGGAAUUAACAAGUUUGUUCUUUUUAUCAAAUUUAAUUAAAUUUUCUAUUGAGGAAGAAAAUACACAGAUGGCGUUACAAAAUUCUAUAUUACUUGAUGAUCUGGUUAAAGUCAGUAAAUAUGCAACAAAAAAUAUUGAAUAUACAAAAACGAUGCAUGUAGCAAAGGCAUUAUGGGCACUAGAUGAGCGUAAGACUGCUAUAAUGAUGAUGAGAGAUUUGAAAGAAGAAACUCGUGUCAAUGUUAAUCCUAAAGUGAAUGAUAGUUAUGAAUACUUAUUUGAUGUUUCAACGAAUGAAAUCAAUGCAACAUUAGUAAAGUGGACCUCUCAAUCAAGAUACGAAUCAGCAAAAGAUAUUAGUGAAACGUAUGUCAAUGAUAUAAAGUUAUCAAAGGAGGAAUCGAAUUCUCAAACAGAAGUAUUUUAUAUCUUAGGGGAAUUUUUUGAUGAACAAAUUAAUAAACUGAAUGAGGAUGACUAUAUUUCUGAACUGCAAAAUAGAUGCCAAAAUGCAUUAAAUGAGUUACAAACGUUAAAAGCUAUUGCAUCUAAAAAAAAUCUGAAAUCAUUCGAACGCAAAGAUGCUGAAAGGCAAUAUUCAAGAGUUCAUAUACAAUAUAAGAAAGAUAAGGAACUUCUAGAUAACUUAAAGUCACAAUAUGAGAGAUUUCUGGAAAAUGCUUUAAAAAAUUAUAUCAAUGUAUUAACCUACACAACAAAAUAUGAUAAUGAUGUUUUAGAUAAAUUCUGUGGAUUAUGGUUUUCAUAUGAUAGUGAUGAAAAGGUGAAUACAUUAUUAUUAGAAGAAAUACAAAAAGUUCCAAGUUGGAAAUUCUUACCAUGGGUGAAUCAAAUUGCAUCAAAACUGUCUAUGGAUAAUUCAAGUUUUCAAAAGGUAUUGCAACAUACGAUGACUAGAUUGCUAUACAAUUUACCAUAUGAUUCAUUAUAUGCAAUAUUGAGUAUCUCCUUCUAUAAAAUGCAGACAAAAAAUAUGGAUGAGAGCAUUGUACAAAAAGUAAAGGCGGCUGAAAAUAUUUUAAAUGAAUUAAAAUCAUAUGACAACGGGACCUAUUAUCGGAAGAUUGUUGAACCAAUACAAGAAUUCUGUGAAAAAUCGAUUUUACUAUCUAAUACUAAAUUGCAAAGAUCUUCAAAGGUUUAUCUAAAAAGUUUAGAAACCGGGAAAUACUGGUUACAAACUCUACCAUCCCAAUCUCUUCCAUUACCGACGGUUAAAUUUGAGACUUCAAAGAUAAGCAAUGGUGGUUUAGAUAGGCCAUAUAUAACGUCAUUGAAGGAAACUAUUGAAGUGACUUCUACAGGACUGUCACUACCAAAGAUUCUUACAUUUUAUUUAUCUGAUGGUACCAGACAUAAGGUUCUGCUAAAGGGAAGCAAUGAUGACUUAAGACAAGAUGCUAUCAUGGAACAAGUUUUUAAACAAGUGAAUAAAAUACUAAGAGGGGAUUCUGAGAUAAGAAAACAUGAUUUAUCUAUAAGAACAUAUGAAGUUAUUCCCUUGGGUCCAAGAGCUGGUAUUAUUGGAUUUGUUUCUAAUUCGGUAACAUUACAUGCAAUUCUAAAGGAAAAACAUAAACAUGAUGAAAUUCAAUUUGAUCAAGCAAGAGAGCUUAUGGGGAAUGUCCAAACGAAAUCUAAUAAAGAGAGAUUAGAAGUAUACCAAAAAAUAGCAAGAAAAAUCAAACCACAACUUAGAAAUUUCUUCUUCGAUUCCUUCACUGAACCUGAAGAAUGGUUGAAUGCUAAAAGAAAAUAUACCAAAGGUACCGCAGUGAUUUCUAUAAUUGGAUAUAUUUUAGGACUUGGUGACAGGCAUUUAAAUAACAUAUUGAUUGAUUAUGUCACAGGAGAGCCUAUUCAUAUCGAUUUAGGUAUUGCAUUUGAUCAAGGACGUCUUCUGUCAAUACCAGAGACAGUUCCAUUCAGGUUAACCAGAGACAUUGUUGAUGGAUUUGGCGUGACUGGGGUUGAGGGUAUGUUUCGCAGAAGUUGUGAGACAAUUUAUGGUGUUUUACGAAAAGAUCGUGAUAAAGUGUUGCAUGUUAUUAAUAUUUUGAAAUGGGAUCCAUUGUAUUCAUGGGUCAUGUCACCAGUUCGAAAGCAUAAGCAUUUGAUUGAAGAAAAUGGUGAAUUGAUAAAUAAUAUUUCGUUUUCAGAGAACAGUAACAGUAAGAUGCUAGAUGAGAAUCAAGAGGCUAAUAGGGCCAUCAAAGGAGUUGAAGAGAAGUUAAGAAGCAGGUUGAGUAUUGAAGCCACAGUUCAAGAAGUUAUUCAAGAAGCUAGCGAUCCAGCAAAUCUGUCUCUAAUUUUUAAAGGUUGGUCUCCAUUUUAUUAG